CAUUCGGUUGUGUUCAGUUUUGUCCGUACUCCGUCAAGUUAAGUUACUUGAACGUACUAUACUCUGUACAAAAUGACUCAACUUAUUAAACUGCUAAUACCCAUUGCAUUCUUGGCAUCAAUUUGUCUGGUUUGUCACGCUCAACCGGCGCCCAAGGCAACCCUCCCCAGACCUAACGAGUGUGGAAAUGGCCAAUCUGACCGGUUGAUUAAUACAGCGCUCCCAUUCUUGGGAGAAUACCCCUGGACUGCGCUGAUCCAGUACCGCAAACCCGAUGGAAAGCUGGAGUUCAGAUGUGGCGGUUCGUUGAUCAACGCGCGUUACGUUCUGACGGCCGCUCACUGCAUCAGUGGAAUCCCGAAGAACUGGAAGAUAGUCGGAGUCCGUCUCGGAGAGCAUGACCUGAGCAACGCUGGUCCGGACUGUGAUGGCGAGCUGUGCGCUGAUCCCCAUGUUGACAUGUCGAUUGACAAGCUGAUUGUUCAUGAAGACCACAACAACCUGCCACACAGUCAAUGGGACGAUAUUGCACUGAUUCGGUUCGAUCGGGACGUGACCUUCUCGGAGUAUAUCAGACCAAUUUGUCUGCCGCUUAGUGAUGAAAUACGGACUAGUAACGCCACUGGAUUAAGGGUUGAAGAAGUUGGAUGGUCCAGAACAGUUGUCAGUUUAGGUAGAAUAAGUGACACGAAGUUGAGAUCCGAGCUGGAGAUUCUGAACCGUUCCGAGUGUGAUACGGCGUAUCAGCAGGAGGAAAUUAUCCUGCGGGAUACUCAGCUGUGCGUGAACAGACCGAAACGUGGAGAAGUAUGUCACGCCAUUGCCGGAAGUUCGCUGAUGCAGCAAGUUGGUGACAGCCUUUAUCUGAUUGGGAUCACUAGCUUUGGACCAAAGGGAUGUGGAAAUAAGAACAUUCCGGAUGUGUACACCAAUGUGGCGAGUUAUGUUGAUUGGAUCGAGAGCAAGAUGGAGUAAAGUGCAGAUCUAUUUUAUGAAACAAUUUCAAACUAAACAAUGAAAAAGCUCAAAAAAUAAAAUCUAACAAUCUGGAACAAAUUAGAA
Culex pipiens pallens (northern house mosquito) is the source of this 1062-nucleotide messenger RNA. RefSeq names its product CLIP domain-containing serine protease B4-like. Lineage: Eukaryota; Metazoa; Arthropoda; Insecta; Diptera; Culicidae. The record is from RefSeq and is a predicted model, not a curated record. Gene Ontology annotation, molecular function: serine-type endopeptidase activity. The transcript has 3 exons. Gene Ontology annotation, biological process: proteolysis. The coding region runs from base 73 to 975 and encodes 300 amino acids.